UUUGUUUAUGUUGGUUCUGGAUUAGAUGACAAGGUCACGUGUUACAAGUGUUUUGUUUCUAAAAAUAAUUGGCUGAAAAAGGAAGCUGUGUCAGAAGUUCACAAGAAGAUAUCUCCAAGCUGUGCUAUGGUGACAGGAAGAGGAAGUGACAAUAUUCCUAUCAUGGCGGGCACUGCCAACUUUGAGGAGCUAUUGAAAGCAUUACAUAGUAUAAGAACAAAAGAAAAGCUUACAAGCACAUUAGGCAUUGAAAAUACUGCAGCACCUUUCGCUACUUUAACUCAAGGGAAUAUCAUCAGGUCACCGUCCUCUGCGCCAACAGUUAUAAAUGAGGCAGAAUCUUCAGUUUCUUCAGCCGCACCAGACACCACCUCACACAACAGUCUAUCCACAAGUUCAGACGCAACACCAAUCGGGUCUGCGUCAAGUGCAUCCUCAGCCAAAGUGGAACAAAACGCAGACUCAAAAAGAAAGUGCCCAACCUACUCAGAACUAGGUAUAGUCACAGAGAGGCCCAAACGUCCAGAGUACGCAGUGAAAGGAGAACACUCUAAAACGUUCACCAACUGGCCCAGGUCUCAUCACAUACAAGCAGACGAUCUUGCCGAUGCUGAGUUUUAUUACGCUGGUAAUUUUUUCUUUCAAAUGUAA
Molecule: messenger RNA, 651 nt
Organism: Biomphalaria glabrata
Lineage: Eukaryota; Metazoa; Mollusca; Gastropoda; Planorbidae
Exons: 1
Coding region: 127-651 (174 amino acids)
Source: RefSeq, a predicted model, not a curated record